Molecule: messenger RNA, 1392 nt
Organism: Sclerotinia borealis F-4128
Lineage: Eukaryota; Fungi; Ascomycota; Leotiomycetes; Helotiales; Sclerotiniaceae
Source: the annotation of a GenBank genome assembly
AUGAAAUCCAAAAUUGAUCCCGAAAAGGCUCCCGAAACCGUUGUUACCACAUCCGCAGACGCCGAUUAUCUCGUAACAUUCAUCACUCCUCAUGAUCCCAUUAACCCCAAAUGCUGGCCUACCUACCGGAAAUGGAUCACUACGCCCGUCCUCUCAUCCACUGGCUUCAACCGAAUUGCCGUUUCCACCAUCAUGGCUCCCGCACUCCACAUCGUGGCCUCAGAACUCCACAUGACUUCCCUUGAAUCUGUCAUGGCCAUGUCCGUUUACCUGCUUGCAACCGCCUUUGGUCCCUUGAUAAUUGGUCCUCUAUCUGAGUUAUAUGGACGACGCGUUGUAUUACAUACUACCAACAUGUGGUUUCUGAUAUGGAACAUUGUUUGUGGAUUUGCCCAUACGAAGGGGUUAUUGAUCGCAGCGAGAUUGAUGGCUGGCCUUGGAGCUAGUACUAUUUAUGCGCUAGGAGGUGGAGUUUUGGGGGAUGUGUGGAGGCCAGAGGAGAGAGGGAGAUCGUUAGGGAUUUAUUCUUUGUUGCCUUUAUUCGGUGCGGCUGCUGGUCCUAUUCUUGGUGGUUAUAUUACGGAGUUAUCAACUUGGAGGUGGAUGUUUUGGUCGACAUCGAUUUUUCAGGCCGUGAUGAUCGUAAUAUCCAUCCCAUUUUUUUGGGAAACGCAUGGUCCGACAAUUCUUCGACAUGAAGCCGAAGAGCUAAGACGUAAUACUGGAAAUCCGCAGUAUUAUACAGAGGUAGAAGCACUUGGAAAAGGACGAUCAGUUUCCUGGGUACUGAUGAGAAGUCUUUCUAGACCGGUUCGUCUACUUCUGUUCCAUCCGAUCAUCCAGAUCCAAGCUUGUCUGUCGGCGUUCAGUUAUGGCCUUACCUACAUUACCCUAUCUACCUACUUCGAUAUCUGGACUGGACAAUAUAACGAAUCCAUCUCUACAAGCGGUCUCCACUAUCUUUCCAUGUGUCUCGGUGAAAUAGUUGGAGCUGAAAUAGGAGGGCCGUUGUUAGAUGUCGUUUUUCGUAAAAUGAAAGAACGCGCUGACGGUGUGGAAAUGCCUGAAUUUCGCGUCCCGAUUAUGAUCCCGCCAGCUAUUCUUGUACCAAUUGGACUUUUCGUAUAUGGAUGGGCAGCCCAAAAGCAUACACAUUGGAUAGUCGUCGACCUUGAGGCUUUUGUUCUGUGUUUUGGUAUGCAGAUUGGUGGACAAGCAUUUUUAACAGCUUUUGGAUUUCCCUUGUUUGCGCCGAAGAUGUAUCAAGCGUUGGGAUAUGGGUGGGGAAAUAGUACGUUGGCGUUUGUAGCCAUUGCGAUUGGAAUACCAGCGCCGUUGGGUAUAUGGUGGUACGGUCCAAGAUUAAGAGCGAAGGCGCUAUCGAGUUAUUGA